AAACAAAGAGCUGGAGACCAGAAACAAAGAGAUGGAGGAGAUAAAAUAUAAGAACAGCAGCAGCUCAGACAGUCAGGAGACGUUAAGAGGCAUCGAUGUGGUGGUUAAUGACAACUGCAUUAUCGGUCUCAUUAACCGGUCUGGUCAGGAGAAACCACUGGGAGGACGUCAGUUAAAAGUCCAGAUCAACAAUAGUGAACCCAUCACAUACACAUUUCAUCCAUCAAUGAAACUCAAGGCUGGAGAGGAAGUUACUAUAUGCCAUCCUGACUAUAAGCAGUUUAGUGCUGCUAAAGGUGACCUGGUCUGGAAGGACCUGGAGUCCUGGAUGCCUGAAGACAGAGUCCAGGUCUCUCUGCAGUGAAAUAGUUCCCAGUUAAACUCCUUCAAUAAAGUUCAGUAAUCCAGCAAACAGCAACAUUAUAGAUGAGAAACAGCACGACUCAGAUCUUCCUGCAGAA
Molecule: messenger RNA, 461 nt
Organism: Mugil cephalus (flathead mullet)
Lineage: Eukaryota; Metazoa; Chordata; Actinopteri; Mugiliformes; Mugilidae
Product: lamin-A-like
Exons: 4
Coding region: 32-364 (110 amino acids)
Source: RefSeq, a predicted model, not a curated record